UAUAUUUAUUAUGGUCAGUUCAUUAAUUAUUACUGGAACACGUACAUAGAAGGUGACAACAUUACAUUUGCUUGUAGUAGGGGAUAUUCUCCUGCAAACCAGCAGUCAACAGUCACUUGCACAAAAAUGGGGUGGUCACCUCCUCCAAGAUGUAUCGUAACAGAAGUUGAACGCACCUGUAAGGUUCCUCUAUUCCAUGGGCGUUUUGUACCGGAGCAACAGAGUUUUCAGAUCAAUGAUAAAGCAAGAUAUAUUUGUCAGGAUGGCUAUACAACCUCAAAAGGAGAGACUGAGGUAGAUACACAGUGCCUUACAGAGGGCUGGAGCCCAGAGCCAGAAUGUAUCAGGACAUGCUUAAAGCCACCUGCAGAUAAUUUUAUCUUCAACACAACUAAGCCUGUUUUUUUACCUGGAGAUGUACUUCACUAUGAAUGUAAAGAGGGGUUUGAAAUCACUAAAAAUAGCAUCAGUGACACCGUGGUGUGCACUGAGGAAGGAUGGGAACCUACUCCUCCUAGAUGUGUGGCAUUUGUAUGUCAUGCUCCAUUUUUGGAAAAUGGCGCAAUUGAUCCAAGAGAGAACGUAUUUCAGCAUAAAAUGGUGGUCCGUUUUAACUGUGACACAGGAUUCACAAGAGUUGGCUCUGAAUCUGCACAAUGUUAUCACUUUGGAUGGUCUCCACAGCCUCCAGUCUGUAAAGUACCAAAUCAGGAGAGUGCAUUACCCAGGAUUUCACAUGGCAUGGUUACCGGUGAACGUAAAGCAGUAUAUCAGCAUGGUGAUCUUUUGGAAGUUCAGUGUGAUAUCUCAUUUGCACUUCAUGGAUCAAAAAUCAUAGGGUGUGUGGAUGGUGAAUGGGCGCCCUUACCAUCAUGCAUAGAGGAAGUAAAAACUUGUGGACCACCUCGAAAAAUUACAAAGGGAAUUCCUGCUGAGGCUAAGUCAUCCAUAUACAGGCAUGGUGAAACCGUGGCAUACCAAUGCCAACAACGAUCUGUCAGUAUUGGGACCAACCCAGCGAAGUGUCUUCAUGGACAAUGGGAACUACCAUCAUGUCUUGUUAAUCCAGGAAGUUGUGCACGUCUACAGCUUGCAGACUUUUCACCAGGAAAUUUGUUUAAGACCAACCAGUUUGCAACCUACCGCUGUGGUUCCAAUCUGCAUCAAACAAAAUGUGUCGAUGGAUCAUGGUUUCCUGAGCCACAGUGUAAAGAAACCUGCCCUCCACCACCUCAGCUUCCCAAUGCCAUUAAUAUAGCCGAGAUGAGAAUCUACAGGAGCGAAGAAGAAAUCAGCUUCCAGUGUCAAGAACAUUUCCUUCUUCAAGGCCCACAAAAAAUAAAGUGUGAUGAUGGAAAAUGGCAAACACCUCCACGCUGUCUUGAUAUUGGGGGGAAAUGUGGACGCCCACCUCCUGUGGAGCAUGGAGACAUCAGGGACUCACCCAAGGCAAACUAUUUCCAGUCUGAAAGUGUAACUUAUCAGUGCCAAAAUCUCUAUACAUUGGAAGGUUCUCCCAGAGUGACUUGUCAAAAUGGUCAUUGGUCACAAACACCAACAUGUAGAGGUGCUUGUACAGCAAGUGAAGAAGAUAUGAGAGAACACAAUAUAAAGCUGAAGUGGACCAAUGGGGAUAAAAUAUAUUCUGCAGAUGGAAAUAUCAUUGAAUUUCAAUGUAUAAGACGUCAUAAACUACAUCCAAAUUCUGGAGCAUUA
This is a messenger RNA of Protobothrops mucrosquamatus (brown spotted pit viper), 1716 nucleotides long. It is a transcript of the gene CFHR5, whose product is annotated as complement factor H related 5. The annotation marks the transcript as partial. The record is from RefSeq and is a predicted model, not a curated record. Lineage: Eukaryota; Metazoa; Chordata; Lepidosauria; Squamata; Viperidae. The transcript has 11 exons.